AUUUUCGGCCCCGAUGAACGCCCAUUUGUUGUCUUUGAAGUCAUCGACAGAGGCGGUGAAGAUGUUCAAUACAGCCAAUACACUGACAUUGGCAGAGUCACGAACUUCAACUAUGGCGGUCCAGUUUCAGCGGCUGCUACAGGCAGCAAAGACUGGAGGGAACUCUCCAAUUUUGGACAAGGAUAUCACUAUGGGAAUGCAGAAGACCAUGAUGUGUUGAAUUUUAUUGACAACCACGACGUUCAAAGAGAUUCGAAUCCAGAAGUG
Molecule: messenger RNA, 267 nt
Organism: Ostertagia ostertagi
Lineage: Eukaryota; Metazoa; Nematoda; Chromadorea; Rhabditida; Trichostrongylidae
Source: the annotation of a GenBank genome assembly